Molecule: messenger RNA, 930 nt
Organism: Nematolebias whitei (Rio pearlfish)
Lineage: Eukaryota; Metazoa; Chordata; Actinopteri; Cyprinodontiformes; Rivulidae
Gene: chst13
Product: carbohydrate sulfotransferase 11
Exons: 2
Coding region: 1-870 (289 amino acids)
Biological process (GO): carbohydrate biosynthetic process; proteoglycan biosynthetic process
Cellular component (GO): membrane
Molecular function (GO): sulfotransferase activity
Source: RefSeq, a predicted model, not a curated record
AUGGUGGGUCGUCCCGUGGGCUCAGUGGAAUCAGCCCUGCAGACGAUUUACCAGGGUCGACGGGAGCUGUUAGAAGAAGUCUGCCACUCGUACACUCAAAAACGCAGAAUCCUCAUCCCCGAGGACCUGAAGCAUGUCAUUGUGGAUGACCAGCAUGGCUUGUUGUACUGCUACGUGCCCAAAGUGGCCUGUACCAACUGGAAGAGGGUCCUAAUGAUACUAACAGGUGUCGCUGGGGCCCAGAAAGACCCACUAGAAAUCCCUGCUAAUGAGGCCCAUGUUCCAGGAAAUCUCAACUCCCUGUCAGAUUACUCCACCUCAGAGAUUAACCAACGCCUGCGCUCGUACCUAAAAUUUAUCUUUGUACGGGAACCCUUUGAGCGGCUGGUGUCUGCGUAUCGCAAUAAAUUCACACGGAGCUACAACACGGCUUUUCAUAAAAGAUAUGGCACAAAGAUAGUGCAGCGGCAUAGGCCAGACCCACAACCGGAAGCUCUGGAGAAAGGAAACAAUGUUUCCUUUGAGGAGUUUGUGUAUUACCUUGUAGACCCAGCAACCCAGCGAGAAGAGCCUUUCAAUGAACACUGGGAGAGAGUACACUCACUGUGCCACCCAUGUCUCAUUCACUAUGAUGUGGUGGGAAAGUAUGAGACACUGGAACAGGACUCCCACUAUGUGCUGCAGCUAGCCGGAGUAGAUGAGCAAGUCAGCUUCCCUGCUUCAUCCAAAAACACCAGGACUACAGGAGACAUGGCAGCCCACUUCUUCCAAAACAUCAGCCCUUUUUACCAGAAGAAGCUGUACAAUCUUUAUCGAAUGGACUUCCUGCUUUUCAACUACUCUGUGCCAGCCUACCUCAAGUUCAUGUGAGGCAUUGACAGCCCUCACCCGUACACUUGAACUUACUGAUCAAUGUAUGGUUUUUAAGGC